AUGAAGAACUUGUCCCUGGUCCUGAAUGAGGCUGCGAUCCACAGCGGGUGGUACAUCUCCCCGAACGCCACAGGUGACUUAGAGUCCCGGGGCAUCCCGAAGCGGGACGACCAGUUGGCCCAAGCGGAGAUUGCAGUGCUGGCUAUCAUCUUUGUAGCGGCCACGGUGGGUAACAGCGUGCUGGUCCGGCUCCUGUGGAGCAGGAGAAGGAGAAUGAGCCGCAUGUACGUCUUCCUCAUGCACCUCAGCAUUGCCGACCUGGUGGUCGCCGUCUUCCAGGUCCUCCCGCAGCUCAUCUGGGACAGCACCGAGGUCUUCCUGGGGCCAGAUGUGCUGUGCAGGGCGGUGGCUUACCUGCAGCUGGUCGGUAUGUUCGCCUCGACCUACGUGACGGUGGCGAUGACGGUGGACCGCUUCCAGGCCGUUUGCUAUCCCAUGGUGACCUUCCAGAAGAGAAAGGCGUUUUGCAACCCGGCCAUCGGAGCUAGCUGGCUCCUCUCCCUGGCCCUGAGCGUCCCCCAACUCUUCAUCUUCUCCAGGACCGAGGUGGCCCCUGGGGUGCUGCAAUGCUGGGCCGAGUUCAUCCAGCCCUGGGGACUCAAGGCUUACGUGACCUGGAUCUUCAUGGCCAUCUUCUUCAUCCCCACUGUCGUCCUCACCAUAUGCCAGGUCAAGAUCUGCACGGUGAUUCGACUGAACAUUUACACCAAGACUCACCAGCAAUCCGAGCUGACAGAGAGCCAGGGAGUGCACUCCAGAGCCAGCAACGUUAACUGCAUCUCAAAGGCGAUGAACAAGACGGUGAAAAUGGCUGUGGUCAUCGUGCUCGCCUAUGUGCUGUGUUGGGCUCCCUACUUCACAGUGCAGCUUAGCACCGCCUGGUAUCCCAGUGACCUCAAUGAGGGUGCUGUUUUCACCAUCCUCAUGCUGUUGGGGAAUUUAAACAGUUGUACAAAUCCCUGGAUAUACAUGUAUUUCUGUGGAAAAAUCCCAUGUUGUACCAAACACCAAUCACGCUGCCCAGUUCGAAAAGAGUCAGCCAUCACAACUUGCGUCAAUCUGGUUGACAAGGACUCUGCAGAUGUCUUUACCGCAGUCUAAUAAGGCAGAAACUCAGAUCCCAUUCACUAAAACAAUCAGAAAUAAGAAACAUUGAAGAAAAGUUAAGAAAAUCCUGUUUUAUUCCCAACUAAGAUGUAUUCUUUCUUUAAUUGCCUGAGAACCUGAUUUUAACUUGGUGCAAUUGAAUGGGUUUCUGGGUGGGUUAAUAUCUGACCCAGAAGAACAUGUUUUCAAUUUCUAGCAUGUUCUUUUUUUUCAAUUAAUAAAGUUCAAAAUCAGUCAUCAAUUUUAACACCAA
Rhincodon typus (whale shark) is the source of this 1360-nucleotide messenger RNA. RefSeq names its product arginine vasopressin receptor 2b, tandem duplicate, 1 (gene avpr2b.1). The record is from RefSeq and is a predicted model, not a curated record. Lineage: Eukaryota; Metazoa; Chordata; Chondrichthyes; Orectolobiformes; Rhincodontidae. Gene Ontology annotation, biological process: positive regulation of vasoconstriction; G protein-coupled receptor signaling pathway; regulation of systemic arterial blood pressure by vasopressin. Gene Ontology annotation, molecular function: vasopressin receptor activity; peptide binding. The transcript has 2 exons. Gene Ontology annotation, cellular component: membrane. Bases 1 to 1101 code for a protein of 366 amino acids.